Rattus rattus (black rat) is the source of this 1005-nucleotide messenger RNA. It is a transcript of the gene Birc7, whose product is annotated as baculoviral IAP repeat containing 7. Lineage: Eukaryota; Metazoa; Chordata; Mammalia; Rodentia; Muridae. The transcript is spliced from 6 exons. Gene Ontology annotation, molecular function: cysteine-type endopeptidase inhibitor activity involved in apoptotic process; ubiquitin protein ligase activity. The coding region runs from base 143 to 1000 and encodes 285 amino acids. The record is from RefSeq and is a predicted model, not a curated record. Gene Ontology annotation, biological process: negative regulation of apoptotic process; regulation of cell cycle; positive regulation of protein ubiquitination. Gene Ontology annotation, cellular component: cytoplasm; nucleus.
CUGGCACAUCCCUGGACACCACUGCAUCUGAACAUCUAGCAGCAUAUGCUUACAGUUAGAAGCAGGAGCCACCACAGCUUCUAGAAAGGACUAGAGGCAGGAGCUGGAGAGGUAAGUCACCAGGCACAUUCCAGGGCUGGUGAUGUUCUCGCCUGCAGGCUUGCUCCGAGCUGCUGUCCUACCCAUGGGGCCUGAGAGUAAGGACAGGGACUCGUUCUGUGGCCCAGAACUAAGCCACAGGGAAGAGAGCAAUGGCCCCACACAGGAACAGCAUAGACCCCACUGUCCUUGUAACCGUGUCCUGGGCCAGGACUGCCUAGAUGGGCAGAUCUUAGGCCAGUUGCGCCCCCUGUCAGAAGAGGAAGAAUCCUCUGGGGCUACCUUCCUCGGGGAGCCUGCCUUCCCAGAGAUGGACUCAGAGGAUCUCCGCUUAGCCUCCUUCUACGACUGGCCAUCUACUGCAGGGAUUCAGCCUGAGCCAUUGGCUGCUGCCGGCUUCUUCCACACAGGCCAGCAGGACAAGGUGAGAUGUUUCUUCUGCUACGGGGGUCUACAGAGCUGGGAGCGUGGAGACGACCCCUGGACAGAGCAUGCACGAUGGUUCCCCAGGUGCCAGUUCCUGCUACGGUCAAAAGGAAGGGACUUUGUGGAAAGAAUCCAGGCCUACACCCCCUUGCUUGGAUCCUGGGAACAACGGGAAGAACAGGAAGAUACGGUCUCUGCCACUCCCUCAGCUCCCACCCAUGGAAGCCCUGAGUUACUCAGAUCCAGAAGAGAGACUCAGUCUGAAGAUGCCAGUGAGCCAGGAGCUGAGGAUGUGCAGGAACAGCUGCGACAGCUGCAGGAAGAGAGGAGAUGCAAGGUGUGCCUGGACCGAGCCGUCUCUGUAGUCUUCGUGCCCUGCGGCCACUUCGUCUGUACUGAGUGUGCCCCCAACCUACGGCUGUGCCCGAUCUGCAGGGUGCCUAUCUGUAACUGUGUACGCACGUUCCUGUCCUAAACCAG